AUGGCGACCAACGGCAGCUUCACCCAGCAGGAGCAAUACAAGAAUGCACCAGAGCAGUAUCCAGCUACCACUGGUGCUGCCGACUCUAAUACCGGAAGCGCGUCGGGCAAUGACCUAUCCAAGGAUGAAGUCGGAUGGUAUUUCGUUGAGCAAUACUACACCACCUUGAGCAAGUCCCCGGAGAAGCUUCAUCUCUUUUACGGAAAGCGCUCCCAGUUUGUCUCCGGUCUUGAGGCCGAGGUCGCUCCCGUUUCUGUCGGUCGCAGUGCUAUUCAGGAGCGCAUCCGCGAGCUCGACUUCCAAGACUGCAAGGUCCGUGUCUCGAAUGUCGAUUCCCAAGCUUCGUUCGACAACAUCGUUAUCCAAGUUAUCGGUGAGACCUCGAACAAGUCUGCCGAACUCAAGAAGUUCGUCCAGACCUUCGUCCUCGCUCAACAACCGACCGGAUACUUCGUGCUUAAUGAUAUCUUCCGAUACAUCAACGAGGAGGGUGAGGAGGAAACCCUUGAGCCUGCUGCCCAGGAGGAGGCUGCAGCUCGCCCCUUGACUGAGGACGUCGAGAUGCCAAAGGCUCAAGCCGCGGCUGAGGAGGCCGCUCCGGCCCCAUUGGCUGCCGAAGUUGUGGACAAGAAGUCGGAAGAGGCUAAGUCUGAUGACGUUGCCGCCGUGGUUCCAUCCAUCAACGGUACUGGUGAGGCUGCUGGGGAGGCAGAAAAGGCACCAGUUGCAGCUACCAAGGCUGAAGAGGACGUCGCCCCCAAGGUCGCCGAGAAGGAAGUCGAGGAGACCAAGGAGCCGGAGAAGCCAAAGGAGGCUGCUCCAAGCCCUGCGGCUACACGCCCUACCACUGAAGCCAAGCCCGCCGAACCUGCCCAGCCUGCUGGCCCCGCAAAGCCAUUGAGCUGGGCUAGCCGUGCAGCAGCAGCAGUUGGAACUGCACCUAAGCCCGCUGUUCCUGCAGUUGCUCCAAAAACAUCUACACCCCCAGCCCAAACCCGUUCCGUUCCUCCUGCAGCUAAGCCCGCCGCGGCACAACCAGCAGCAGCCGCCGCCCCAGCAGCUUCAAGUGAAAAGGAUAAGGAGAACACCGCGCCUGGCUCUGGAUGGCAGACUGCUGGUGAUCACGCAAAGAGACAGAACCGACCCCAGUCUAUCUCAGCCGCCCCCGAAGACAAGGGCACCAUGGCCUAUAUCAGAAAUGUCACCGAGAAGAUUACUCCUGAGGACCUACGAGGUGCUCUGGAGUCAUUUGGACCUCUGGUAUACUUCGACAUUAAUCGUUCCAAGAACUGUGCCUUUGUGGAGUACGGAACAGCCGAGGGUUACCAAGCUGCAGCCAACGCCAAUCCCCACCAAAUCGGUGGCGAGAACAUCUAUGUCGAGCCACGCCGGCCAAAGGCCACUGCCUACGGUGGAAACAGCUACUCUGGAGGACGUGGGGGGGUCAACACCCGGGGCCGAGGCGGUUUCCAAGACGGUCGCCAAGGUGGCCAGGGUGGAAGAGGUAAUUAUGGACAGAACCGUGGACGUGGAGGACCUGGAGGUGCACCAGCUCCCCGAGGUCGAGGCCCUCAAGCGGCGAACGCAUAA
Molecule: messenger RNA, 1590 nt
Organism: Venustampulla echinocandica
Lineage: Eukaryota; Fungi; Ascomycota; Leotiomycetes; Helotiales; Pleuroascaceae
Exons: 4
Coding region: 1-1590 (529 amino acids)
Biological process (GO): protein deubiquitination; ribophagy
Cellular component (GO): cytosol; ribonucleoprotein complex; Ubp3-Bre5 deubiquitination complex
Molecular function (GO): mRNA binding
Source: RefSeq, a predicted model, not a curated record